UCCUACCUUACGCUAUACUCCUCUCAUCAGGUGCAGACUUAAUUCCCACUACAACCACAAUCAAACCAAACACCAAACAAAGACAAGAUGUUUCUCGCCUCCCUCCCCCCAAACACCCCUUUCACUCUCACCAUCAUCGGCACCCAACCCCACACCCCAGCGGCCCUCAUCACCACCCUCAAUGAGCUCCUCACCACCGCCCAAACCGACUCUCUCCUCACCCACACCGAAACCCUAACCCAGCACUCCCCGACCUCCAAUUCCACCUCCACCAUCCACCUCACCUACUGGCCCACCACCUCCUACCAAACCUGGUCCACCUCCCCAGCCGUAACCACCUUCUUCUCCACCCUCCCCGACACGGCCGGCAUCUACCGCGAAGCCCUGACCAUCCACCCGGACCGCAUCCAAGGCGCCUCCAACCACAACACGCCCUCAGGAUGCAUGCACAUGGGCAAGAUCGAACUACACCCGAAUCUAAGCGGAUACUGGGGAUGUUAUCCCGACCGAAUCGCCGAAAAGAACAUCACUUGUCCAUUCUCAACGGACCACAUCACCACCACCACCACCAAUGACCCCUCCCCCUCCUCAUCACCAGAGAAUACUAGCAAAAUAAUCCCCGGCAAAAAAACCCUAACCACCAUCCCCAACAACCUCUGCUUCGUAAUCGAAGGCCAAGACCACACCGCCGCCUCAGAGACCGAAAAAUCCUACUGGACCGAGAACUUCGACUCCCUAGCCCAAGAAUGGGUUUCUCAGGCCCUAGACGCGGGUGUCAAAAAGGGCGUUUUAUCCUCUAGAGCAUGCUAUAACCCUUCUGCCUCUUCCUCAUCCUCAUCCUCUUCCACCACACCCCAAAGAAACACCUACCCAUUAACCCUAACCCGAGACAUCCAACUCCUCUACUUCCUGGACCUCGACCACAUGGAGAACUUGGGGAGGACGAACGUGGCGCACGUGAAACUCCGCAAGUCGUUUAUGGAGGCGUAUGGGCCUGGAGGGGUGAUGUUUCCGGGCGGGUUGAAGUUGUGGGUUGAGACGGCGGUGUUGAGGGAUGGGGAUUUUGAGGCUGAGUAUGUGGGGUGUUUGGAGGGGACGGGGUUGAUGGGGUUGAAGUUUUGAGUUUUGAGUUUUGAG
Messenger RNA from Aspergillus sclerotioniger CBS 115572, 1137 nucleotides. Its product is annotated as phenylacetaldoxime dehydratase family protein. The transcript has a single exon. The record is from RefSeq and is a predicted model, not a curated record. The coding region runs from base 88 to 1122 and encodes 344 amino acids. NCBI's taxonomy places the organism in Eukaryota, Fungi, Ascomycota, Eurotiomycetes, Eurotiales, Aspergillaceae.